UUCCUAUUUUAUGCUAAGCUGUCACCAGCUUUAGUUAUUAUUGCCUCACCUCCACACCAAUCUCUCCUAUAUAAAUCAUCCUCUCCGAGUUAUCUUCUUCAGCUUUUCUCUCAUUCAUUCUCUAAUUUCCAGAUAUGGGUUCUUGUUCUGGUGUUGUUUCAAUGGCUUUCAUGGCCUGUCUGGUCAUAAACUCUUUGGUAUUCGUUGCCCAUGGUGCUGACUUUUACCAGGAUUUCGAUCUAACGUGGGGUGACAAAAGGGGCAAGAUUUUCAAUGGUGGGAAGCUCUUGUCUUUGUCGCUGGACAGGGUUUCAGGGUCUGGUUUUCAAUCCAAGAAAGAUUACUUGUUCGGGAGAAUCGAUAUGCAGCUCAAGCUCGUGGCUGGCAACUCGGCUGGCACGGUUACUGCUUAUUAUCUGUCUUCUCAAGGGCCAACGCAUGAUGAGAUCGACUUUGAAUUCUUGGGGAAUCUUAGUGGUGACCCCUACAUCCUGCACACCAAUGUCUUCACGCAAGGCAAAGGGAACAGAGAACAACAAUUCUAUCUAUGGUUCGACCCAACAAGAAACUUCCACACAUAUUCCAUCAUUUGGAAGCCCCAACACAUAAUUUUCUUGGUGGAUAACAUUCCCAUCAGAGUAUUCAAAAACGCCGAAGCUAUUGGUGUACCGUUCCCCAAGAGCCAACCCAUGAGGAUAUACUCGAGCCUGUGGAACGCCGACGAUUGGGCCACGAGGGGCGGAUUGGUGAAAACCGAUUGGACAAAGGCACCCUUUACCGCAUACUAUAGGAACUUCAAUGCCAAAGCUUGUGUGUGGUCGGGAACGGGUUCGUCGUGUGCCACGACGAAGUCGGUUUCCGACGGUGUAUGGGAGACCAACGGGCUCGAUGCACCGGGAAGACGGAGAUUGAGAUGGGUUCAAAAGUACUUCAUGAUUUACAACUAUUGCACCGAUUUGAAACGUUUCCCUCAAGGUGCUCCGGCCGAGUGUCACCACAGGUUCUGAAGAAGAAUCAACGGAGGGUUUGGGGAUGUAAAAUAGUUUGAUGGUUUGCAUAUUCUUUUAUGCUUUCUUCUCUGUGUUCGAGUUGCACUCAACUUGAUGCUUAGGGGUCGAAUAAGUUGUUUUUAUUCUUUGUUUUUUAUGUAUUUUCUUUCUUUCUUUUGUUGGUUUUAAUUUAAUCAUCUUGUGAGGUCGAAACUAGCUGUAAAUCCUCUGUUUCUGGUAAUAAAUUUUUUCUGUUUUGAAUAU
This is a messenger RNA of Hibiscus syriacus, 1253 nucleotides long. RefSeq names its product xyloglucan endotransglucosylase/hydrolase 2-like. The record is from RefSeq and is a predicted model, not a curated record. Lineage: Eukaryota; Viridiplantae; Streptophyta; Magnoliopsida; Malvales; Malvaceae. Bases 135 to 1007 code for a protein of 290 amino acids. Gene Ontology annotation, molecular function: hydrolase activity, hydrolyzing O-glycosyl compounds; xyloglucan:xyloglucosyl transferase activity. Gene Ontology annotation, biological process: cell wall biogenesis; xyloglucan metabolic process. Gene Ontology annotation, cellular component: cell wall; apoplast. The transcript has 3 exons.